Messenger RNA from Saccharomycopsis crataegensis, 972 nucleotides. It is a transcript of the gene ECM31, whose product is annotated as 3-methyl-2-oxobutanoate hydroxymethyltransferase. NCBI's taxonomy places the organism in Eukaryota, Fungi, Ascomycota, Saccharomycetes, Ascoideales, Saccharomycopsidaceae. The transcript has a single exon. The record is from RefSeq and is a predicted model, not a curated record. Gene Ontology annotation, biological process: pantothenate biosynthetic process. Gene Ontology annotation, molecular function: 3-methyl-2-oxobutanoate hydroxymethyltransferase activity; magnesium ion binding. The coding region runs from base 1 to 972 and encodes 323 amino acids. Gene Ontology annotation, cellular component: mitochondrion.
AUGUUCUGUUCCAAGUGGUUGUUAAGAUCCUCCAGGCAACGAGGGUUCUCCUCCUUCAUCAAACCAUCGUAUUCUGCUCAACCUUCAUCACCCACUCACCAAAGAAAAACUAUUCUUGACAUCCAGCAACAGCAUCGCGACAAGAUCCCCAUUACUUGUAUCACCGCUCACGACUAUAUCACUGGGAAGUUCGCAAAUGAAUCCAAUGUCGACGCAGUAUUGAUUGGUGACUCGCUAUCUAUGGUACAACUAGGAUACCCUUCCACUAACCAACUCAAAUUCGAUGAGUUCACUUACAUUGCCCAAGCGGUGUCGCGAGCUGUGACUUCGAAAUACUUGAUAUGUGAUUUACCCUUUGGUAGCUACGAAUCUCUGGUGCUGAAAGCUGUGGAGUCGGCAAUGAAACUUUUCCAAGACUGUGAUAAUUUACAAGCCAUCAAGAUCGAAGGAGGGGUCGAGUAUUUGGAAUAUUUCAAGAAACUUGACGAUAUUGGGAUCGCGGUAUGUGGUCAUUAUGGAUUGACCCCACAACGUCACGCGUAUCUUGGAGGGUACAAAUUACAAGGCGGAUCGAAGAAACUUCAACAAUCACUCGAGAUCUUUCAAACUUGUUUGAAAUUACAAAAUUCGGGGAAAGUGAAAAUGUUGGUGCUCGAAUGUAUUCCUCAAGCAUUAGGCCGGUUGAUCACUCAGAACCUUGAUAUUCCUACCAUUUCGAUCGGGGCAGGAAAAUAUUGUAGUGGACAAAUCUUGGUGCAAGCAGAUUUGCUUGGGAUGACGGGAUCGACCAACAAUAUCAAGUUUGUAAAGCAAUACGCCCUGUUCUACGAUACUGCCAUUGACGCUCUCAACGAUUAUGACCGUGAAGUGAAGAAUCAGCAAUUCCCUGGACCAGAACAUAGUUUCAUGAUGUCGAAAGAUCUGUACCAGGAAUUAGAUUAUGAGAUUAAGAAGAUGGUCAAGAGCUUUUAG